CACAAGCGGCCGGCGUGUGCGUGUAUGCGUCGCUUGCAGCGCGACCUCAUCAUUCGUACCUCAAGUCUCUUUUUGCUCUCCUUCCAUCCGUGCCGAUUCUUGUCAUCCACGAUUUACGUUUCAUAGAAUUCUCCAAGAAGGCACACUGAGGUUAACAAGAUCAAUUCUCCUCGCUCGCUCAUUCGCGACCGCUGCCGCAUCGCACCAGCAGGGAUCACGCAUUAGCUCUGCUUACCCGCUUCCCAAUCCGCGCUGGUUCAGGGGCCACGAAGCAUACAAUUGCACGCCACGAUGGCCUCGCUUCUGGCAUCCAUCGUGCAAUGGCUUCGAUCUUUGCUCUUUUCAAAACACCUAGAGAUAUGCGUAGUAGGACUGAAUGCGGCUGGAAAGACUUCGCUGGUCAAUGUGCUUGCGAGCGGGCAAUUUAGCGCGGAGAUGGUCCCGACUGUCGGCUUCAACAUGCGCAAGGUGCAGUCUGGCAACACCACCAUCAAAGUGUGGGACAUUGGUGGUCAGCCUAGGUUUAGGAACAUGUGGGAAAGAUAUUGUCGAGGUGUUUCAGCCAUCGUCUUUGUGGUGGAUUCCGCCGUUCCUCUGCCUCGAGAAGGUGCUGUCCAGAGCAGCGGCGGCGCCGGCGGGGCGACUACGACGGACCCAUCUGAUCCUUCGACCAGCUGGCAAGUGGCUACAGAGGAGCUGCAUGCGCUUGUCGCUAGACCCAUGUUGGCUGGAUUGCCGCUCCUUGUGCUAGCUACCAAGAACGACGUCAAGGGGGCUGCGAGCGCGGAAGAUGUGAUCAGGAUCAUGCGCCUAGAAACAAUAGCGAAUCGAGAAGUAUCUUGCUACUCCAUUUCAUCCAAGGUGCAGACCAACAUCGACGUCACCCUGCGAUGGCUCUGCGCAAGGAGCCCAGCCGGUGCUCGAUGAGUGCAUUCUCGCCCAAGUCUUUGUCAUGUACGCGCAUCUGGAGCCAAUCAUCGCACAGCAUUGGACCCGGUGAACGCUUUCGUAAUCAGAACCCGUGAUGCGGUACCUCAAGUGGACCCUGCUAUGCGCUCUCUUUCACAAUUGCACUGUCAGAGACGUCGCCCGGUGCCUCGCAGUGGAGCUGGAUGAUUAGGCAGCGACACGCCGAAGGUCCCAAUAUUCGCCGCCAGCGAUGCUGGCCCUUGUUCCCAGCUUGAAAUGGGAGCAUGUCGUGGCGAGAGUUGAGAGCGAAGGGAAUUGCGGCUAUGGCAGCCACUCUAACGUCACUCACGGCUCGGACAGUGUGCGUCCCCGCGUGCGCAGAGGG
This is a messenger RNA of Ceraceosorus guamensis, 1294 nucleotides long. Its product is annotated as P-loop containing nucleoside triphosphate hydrolase protein. Gene Ontology annotation, molecular function: GTP binding; GTPase activity. The record is from RefSeq and is a predicted model, not a curated record. The transcript has 4 exons. Gene Ontology annotation, cellular component: lysosomal membrane. NCBI's taxonomy places the organism in Eukaryota, Fungi, Basidiomycota, Exobasidiomycetes, Ceraceosorales, Ceraceosoraceae. Gene Ontology annotation, biological process: protein transport. Bases 292 to 927 code for a protein of 211 amino acids.